AUGCGAUCAACCUCGCUGCAAGGCAUUGCUUGCACUGUCCUUACAUUCGCCUGCUCAGUGCACGCGCAGACAGCGUCGACCUCUGGAUAUGUGGGCUACAAUCUUACCCUCGAGGGCGAUCAGGACAGCGCAGUGUACUCGACGGACGACACAAGGCCAGACGCCGGCGCAACCGAGCCUGAUCCAGACAUCUUCCUCAACGCAACCGUACUUGUGCAGGAGAUAGAUCUCACUGUCGAUAACCUUACAGCUAAAGUGAAUUUGGAUCUCCAAGUUCUGAACCUUCUCACCUUUAAUGCUGGCGUUGACCUUUCCAUCGACGCUGUCAGGCUUUUGAUUCAGGGAGUCAAGGCUAAGGUCCUGCUGGAAGCUCGCUUAGAGAAUGUCGUAAAAAUGGUCUCUGAUGUCUUGGACUCGCUGGAUCUGAAUCCCAUUAUCGCCGAACUUGGCAAAGAUGUUGGCUCAAUCGUUAAUACAACCACUGGCGCGCUCGGCUCGACACUCGGCUCUCUUGACAAGCGCUCCUACGAUCUGGUUCACGGUGUGGUCUACUCCAUCAACAACUACGCUGGAGACACUCACACGAACCGAGUGCUGGCCCAGAACGGAGACUUGGUCGAUAUGUACCUUGACAACGAUGGCAACCCGCAUGGUCAGAAAGUAGUAGGUUCCUUCAGCAGCGACAUGACCUGGAACGGGUACGAGAAGACUGUCGAAAGGGACGGCGAGGAAGUCCAAGAACGUGAGUAUCUGUACUCGCCGUAUCAUGGCAUAAACGUUGUCAGUGCGGUUUACACAGAUGCUACUGGCAAGAUCGUUGGGACGCAAGUGCUUGCCGAGAGCUCAGCAGGUGGCAGCAGUACAAUUGGUGAUUUGUAG
Messenger RNA from Recurvomyces mirabilis, 879 nucleotides. RefSeq lists its product as uncharacterized. The coding region runs from base 1 to 879 and encodes 292 amino acids. The transcript has 2 exons. The record is from RefSeq and is a predicted model, not a curated record. NCBI's taxonomy places the organism in Eukaryota, Fungi, Ascomycota, Dothideomycetes, Mycosphaerellales, Teratosphaeriaceae.